CCUUUGUGUCGUUUGUUUUCUGGCUGUAAACACAGCCUACACACGGAACAGAGCCGGAGACUAUGGGCUCCUGCAGGAAGGUACAUCGCUGUUAAUGGGGAAACUUGUAUGAUAACGUCCAUUAGUCCCGCGGCUGACUCUUUAGCCUAGCAGGGAGAGUCCGGAAGAAAAGCCAGUGUCUGGUUGUUUCACUGUAAGGAGGACGGAGACAGCCAAUCCGCGCUUGUCGGCGACCAUGGCAUCGGCGACCGUUGUGGAGGCUGAUCCGUCGGCAAACGAAGGCGGCGCUGCUUUUACUGGCGUCCCGAACUGGGACUGGGAUGAGUCUCAGCUCCGAAAAUAUUCUUUCCCAACCAAGCCCAUUCCGAGACUGUCUCAUACGGACCCCAGAGCAGAGAUGUUAAUAAGCAACGAGGAACCAGUGGUUUUAACAGACACAAACCUUGUGUAUCCAGCUCUCAAAUGGGACAUUGCAUAUCUGCAGGAGAACAUUGGAAAUGGAGACUUUUCUGUUUACACUGCAGAAAACCACAAAUUCCUCUACUAUGAUGAGAAGAAAAUGGCAAAUUUUGAGAACUUUGUCCCCAAGUCACAACGAAUGGAAAUGAAAUUCUCUGAAUUUGUGGAUAAAAUGCAUUUAAUGGAGGAAAAAGGUGGAGAGGAGAGGGUAUAUUUGCAGCAGACCCUGAAUGACACGGUAGGGAAGAAGAUUGUUGUUGACUUCCUUGGUUUCAACUGGAACUGGAUCAACAAGCAGCAAGCCAAGAGAAACUGGGGACAGCUGACAUCCAACCUGCUGCUCAUAGGCAUGGAGGGCAAUGUGACACCAGCACAUUACGACGAGCAGCAGAACUUCUUUGCACAGAUCAAAGGCCAUAAGAGGUGCAUCCUCUUCCCUCCAGACCAGUUUGAGUGUCUCUAUCCAUACCCUGUGCACCACCCCUGUGACAGACAGAGCCAAGUUGAUUUUGAUCAUCCUGAUUUUAAGACGUUUCCCAAUUUUAAAAAUGUUGUUGGCUAUGAGGCUGUUGUGGGCCCAGGAGAUGUGCUCUACAUCCCGAUGUAUUGUGCAGGAGGGAUUACAAACAAAAGAACAAGACCCAAAUCCAGCAGUACAUUUUUGGGGAAGCUGUACCUACUUAGAAGCCACUCUGUGCCCUCGGCAAGCAGAUCAGCGCGAUCUUUGAGCGCAUUGUUUGCCAAGUCUUCCCAUAACGCAAGAGGUGCCUCCACACCCAAGAGGAUAGAGUACCCCCUGAGGGCUCACCAGAAGGUGGCCAUCAUGAGAAAUAUUGAGAAAAUGCUGGGAGAAGCACUUGGAGAUCCACAUGAGGUUGGACCUUUACUGAAAACGAUGAUCAAGGGGCGAUAUGACCAUGAUCUCGGUUAGAGCGCCACUCUUAAAAGAGUGACCUGGACUGCGGUGCAAUCUUUUUGCCGCGUGAAAGUGAGACUGCUGCAUGCGUAAUGCGCAUUCUGGCUUUUUUAAGCAUACGUAUCACUGCACGGCAAUAAGCAGCCACCUGAAAACCAUUCUGCUUCAGUUGUCUCCGAGUGCCAUGGUCAUUGCAAAUACAUCUAUCACAGAAGAAACAUUGGACUAACUCAGUGGAAUUCCACCUACUUGAAGAAGUCUUUUUAAAAAAAAUCUUUUGUCUUUGAAAAGAAGGCCUCAUUUGGAUUAAGUCUAGAUAUAUUUAUGUAAAUCAGUGUUCUCUCAACAUUCUUAAUUCAAGCUAGUGGGUUUUUGGGUGCAUGCAAAUGAAGUUGUAAGAUCGGUACCUUUGGGACAACCUCAAUAUUUUGACCACUAAUGGAUGAGUCAAAGGGUAUUACAUAUACAGUACACAUCAGUUAGAUACUUUCUUAUAUACAUGUUCUAACACAGUUAUGGAUUGAUUCCUUAGUGUGGAGUGAUCAUAUUGUAUUCUCCAUCUUUAGCACUAAUACAGCUUUAAAACUGUUUUGGUUCAUACCUCUAAAGUUGACAGGUUUUUUAAGGGUCUUCUAUAAAUAUAUCCACAUAAUCUGCAUUAUCUCCACUCCUACUUACAUGGUUUUGGGGAGUGAGCAGCAAGAAUUUUCUGUUGCAAAGAAGACAGCAUAGGCACGGUAAUAAAACAUAAGUACAGUGAUUUUAAAACUGAUGAAAUAUGUGUGGGUGGGGAAAAAAGGGGGCUCGUAUAUUCAGCUGAAGGAGUAUGUGACUGCUUGCAGCUAAACUGUUUACCUGAGCGACGCUGCUUUGUGUUUAUACAUGCUCUUGCUUGUUUGAUUUGUUUGACUUUAUUGAAUGUGCUAUUCUGCGUACCAGUAAUGAGGGUAAGAUGAGGGGCACUGGAAAUAAAUGACAUACUGCAAUUUUAGUUGCAAAUACAGGUAACUUAAAUAAAUAAAAUAAAAUACAGUAAGCCACUGUUGUUGGGAAGAUUUUUCAGAGGAAUUACCAGUGAUGUUUUCUUAGGAAUAUGAUGGUUAAAACUGUAAAAGUGGUUAACUUGAACUGCUUAAAUGAUAGAUUUAUGUAAAAAUGUUAUCAAUGCACUGAACUAGCAGGACCAUCUGCUGGGAUGUAGCUUAUGUACCAGCCAUUGCAGCGCAACACAAUGUACCAUCUAGUGGUGAAGUUGUAUAGUUACCUGGUCCAUGCACUAUACUGCUGCAAUACAAAUAUUCAACGUGCUAUAUUGAACGCAGCAGAUCUGGGAUGAAAUGACAAAAGUCUAAUUUCAGUUGGAAACGUGUACUUGGUCAGUGAUCCUCAGACAUGCACUUAUUUUUACUCACAUGCAGCCAUAUUUUGAAGACCUUAAAGAGAGCAAGAUGGCGGUUUCUGUGCACAUUUAAAGUGCUCUCCUGAACUGUUGUAAAAAAUAUACAUUGAACAAAAAGAGGAUAAUUUCACGUUGUGCUGUAUGUGCCAAACCAACAUACAAAGCAGUAGAUGGGUAUCUGUAUUCAGAAAGGAAUAUCCAUGCACUAAAUUUACCAGGAAUACACGUUCAGGUGUUUUGUUAUGAUUAACCUUUAGAUUGUUGAUAACGUGCAUAUCUAUUUCUUACAAAUUGCACAAUGAUGGAACAGGGAUACUUCCUCUGUAAAAUAAUGACAUACCUGAUGUGGGACUGAUGUUUCAUCUCUCUCUUAAAUUGCUAGGUUAACCCUGUUUACUGUAUGUGCCUUGUUUAAAAGCGGCAUGGCACUAAAUGUUGCAACAACUUGAUUUGGAAUUUUUUUUAUUUUAUGGUCAAAAUGUUUUCACUCUGGCAUUAAAUCGCUUUAAAGGUAGGAUUGACAUGGUUCAUAGCGAUCAAGGCAUGUUUUUAUUGAUGGAUGCCUGUUUUCAACGUACAGUAUGUGCUCUCCUUGUUCCUCUGAUUAAAGUUUGUUUGCAAAGUUCUA
Molecule: messenger RNA, 3402 nt
Organism: Perca fluviatilis (European perch)
Lineage: Eukaryota; Metazoa; Chordata; Actinopteri; Perciformes; Percidae
Gene: hif1an
Product: hypoxia inducible factor 1 subunit alpha inhibitor
Exons: 8
Coding region: 236-1390 (384 amino acids)
Biological process (GO): negative regulation of Notch signaling pathway; peptidyl-aspartic acid hydroxylation
Cellular component (GO): nucleus; cytoplasm
Molecular function (GO): ankyrin repeat binding; peptidyl-histidine dioxygenase activity; [protein]-asparagine 3-dioxygenase activity
Source: RefSeq, a predicted model, not a curated record